Molecule: messenger RNA, 1885 nt
Organism: Gavialis gangeticus (Gharial)
Lineage: Eukaryota; Metazoa; Chordata; Crocodylia; Gavialidae
Gene: ARFRP1
Product: ADP ribosylation factor related protein 1
Exons: 8
Coding region: 100-705 (201 amino acids)
Biological process (GO): Golgi to plasma membrane protein transport; protein localization to organelle; intracellular protein transport
Cellular component (GO): Golgi apparatus
Molecular function (GO): GTP binding; GTPase activity
Source: RefSeq, a predicted model, not a curated record
CGGCUUCCAAGGGUCCAGCGAGGGCUAACCGGCUUCUGUGCCCCGACGCCGGGAGCCUCGUAGCUGCGGGCGCCGCUUCUCGCGGGUGGCAGGAGCAGGAUGUAUACGCUGUUGUCUGGGCUUUAUAAGUACAUAUUCCAGAGGGAUGAAUACUGCAUCUUGAUCCUGGGGUUGGACAAUGCUGGUAAAACGACCUUCCUUGAGCAAACUAAAAUCCGAUUUAACAGAAACUAUAAAGGGAUGAGCUUAUCUAAAAUUACGACUACUGUAGGCUUAAACAUUGGCACUAUUGAUGUGGGCAAAGUCCGGCUAAUGUUCUGGGAUCUUGGAGGGCAGGACGAGUUGCAGUCUCUCUGGGACAAGUAUUAUGCUGAAUCCCAUGGGGUCAUCUAUAUUAUCGAUUCCACGGAUGAGGAGAGACUGUCAGAAUCUAAAAGAGCUUUUGAGAAGAUGAUUACUAGUGAAGUUCUCGAAGGUGUUCCUAUUCUAGUACUGGCUAACAAACAGGAUGUAGAGACAUGUCUGUCGAUCCCUGACAUCAAGACUGCUUUUAGUGACUGCAUUAACAAAAUUGGGAAGAGGGAUUGCUUGACACAGGCCUGCUCAGCUCUCACUGGCAAAGGAGUGAAUGAGGGAAUCGAGUGGAUGGUGAAGUGUGUAGUGAGGAACAUUCACCGGCCCCCACGGCAGAAAGACAUCACGUAAGGAGGUGUUGGUUAACCUAGGCACAGACGGCUUCUUUCCAUGCAGUCUCUCUGCUCUCCAAAGAAGAAGGUUCACUGGACUCUUAUUACACCUGAUUCUGUCUUCAAAUGUUUGUUUCAAACAAACUCUUUCUGUGUCUAAAAGAACUUCAGAGCGAUGGAUUCCAACUUGCAACAUGGUUCUUGCAUUGUGUAUUAAGCUCUUGGCCCAAGAGCAUGGCCUUCCUGAAGGCUGCGUAGUGACUCACUAUGUCCAAGCUCCAUAGGUGCAAAGGAUUUUGAGAUUUCUACUUCAUUGUUUUGGGCUGUGGGAUUUGUGAUUCUCAUGUCUUUAAUCUAACAGGCGCCAUAUGCAAAUUCAUUUGGACUCUUAUUCCAAACCUUAAUUGUCUUGGAGUCAGGGGCAAGGGGUUUGCUUGGGGGGAAAGAGAUGGCCAUCCCUUGUAACAAAGGCAACAUUUCACCACUAUUACCCUAAUGAUCAUUUUGGAUGGUCUUACAGGUCCUAUGUAUGCUGCUGUUAAUAUAAUGGACAGGGUUAACAGUAAUUGUUCCGUUUCCAGUUUGGCCAUGUUGAUUUGUGACUUUAUCUACAGUAACUGCAGAGAUGUAAGCCAGCAGGUACAUAAUGGUGUAUAAGCUCACAAUGGGCUAUUUUGACUGGAAAUGACCUUUACAAGUGUCACCUUUCAUUGACUCUUGAUAGCACUCCUAUGCUGUCCAUUUAAUGGAGAGAAUAAUCAGCAACUGGAAGGAAUCCAUACCCUCUAUGUAUGUUCCAGGAUGAAAGCUAUACCUGUAGACUGAGAAGGAUCUACAUACAAUAAAGCUUCAUACUCCUCUGCAUGUCUCUGUUACUCAAGCCUUUAGUUAAAAGGCUUCCUCAGUACAGGAUUUUGGUCUGAGGAAAUGUUUGAAAGGAACAAAAUAGAGAAAGUGGCUCCUGUCUAAGCUGAAAGUAAAUCAUUCCAAACCCAUUGGUUCCUUCUGGCCUGCUACAGAACUAAUGAUCUUUUGAUGAAUCUUAAGUGUUCCUUAAAUUUCAUAUUUUGAAGCAAAACCAUUGAUUAAAUUUCAGAUGUGUUAGCAGGAGUCAUUGUUGACCUGUUGUGGUUACACUAGUAUGUCAUAGCAUCGCUGACCUGUCAUGUUACAUUGCUCAUAUAAAGGAGUUACAAAAC